AUGGCUACAAAGGAUUUUAGAAAGAUUAACAUUGACCAAUACGAUGAGGAUGUGCUGCUCGAAGAGGACCUCUAUGACCACGAUCCUCGAGAUCCUGCCACCGUCCUUGCAGAAACGAAACAAAAAGCUGCAGCCGUCAGAGGAUUGAUAGCAAAGGGAGAUAUUGCAGGCGCUCUAAGCAGCGUGCUCGAGAAUGCACCAUAUGGGCCUAAAGUAGACGAUGCAAAGACAAUCUUACUGCUUCUCAACUCGACAAAGACAGCUGAUAUCCCCUCGACAAUCAAAGCCCUCUCUUCAGACGCGCAAGACACGCUCAUGAAGUACCUUUACAAGGCAAUGGCCAUGCCUGGGUACGCAGAUGUCAACAGCAGCGCAUUGCUUACUUGGCACGAGAAGUUGACAGAUGCCGCGGGUAUUGGGUGCAUUACCCGCGUUAUGACCGAUCGGAGAACGGUGUAG
This is a messenger RNA of Serendipita indica DSM 11827, 459 nucleotides long. The record is from the annotation of a GenBank genome assembly. Lineage: Eukaryota; Fungi; Basidiomycota; Agaricomycetes; Sebacinales; Serendipitaceae.